Molecule: messenger RNA, 1796 nt
Organism: Chara braunii
Lineage: Eukaryota; Viridiplantae; Streptophyta; Charophyceae; Charales; Characeae
Source: the annotation of a GenBank genome assembly
ACGUGGUGAGGAGUGGAAUCAUCCUGAUUGUGCACCUAUCACCACGGUUGAGACCCGUACUGGGUUAGAGACUAAUCCCUAUAGUCAGGAGCAGCAAGAAAAGAUGGCCGCCUUAGUCAGAGAGAACAGGGAGAGGAAAGAGCGUGAGAAGCAAGCGAAGCUAAAGGCUAUCGCAGACGAACAGGCGGCGAAGAUGAAGAGAUUGGAGGAGGAGAUGAAGAAAGUACAACAAGAGGAGGAAGAAAGAAGAAAAGUUGCUGAAGCAGAAGCGGCAGCAGAAGAAGAGAAAGAGAGGAUGAGGAUUGAGAGUGGAGAAGGGAGUAGUGGUGGCACGAUGACGAGGGAGACAGAUACAGGGCUGGAGAAGAGGAUCAGCGAGUGGGUCGCUAAGUUAUCGUUGGGAGAAGACGAGGAGGCGGAGUCCUAUGUGACUAAGGAUGAGAAGGCUGCGCUGGCCGCUGAGCUAGCAGCCAUGACAGACCCGAUGGAACGAAGAGAGAGGGAAGACGAGCAAAAGUUAGCAUGGAAGUUGAGAAUGAAGACGGAGAAGAAGAGGAGGAGAGAGGAAGUGAAUAAGAUGACCGCAGCAGUGGCAAAGGUGCAGGAGUGUAGAGCRGAGGUGCUGGCCCAACCAGACGAUAAGGCCAAGUGGGACAAAGUACUGGGGUACCUGGAGGUGUUGAUAGUCUACUUAGAUGAUAUCCUAGUCUUUAGUAAGACCCUCCAGGAGCACCAGGGUCAUCUGAGGCAGRUHUUGGAGAAGCUUAGAGAGGCUAACUUCAAGAUCAACGCGAAGAAGUGCGAGUGGGCCAAGACGCAAGUCUUAUACUUGGGCCACGUGUUGGACGGAGAUGGCAUUAAGCCAGAGGACAACAAGAUCGCAGCGAUCAGAGAUUGGCCGACGCCCCGCACAUUGACAGAGUUGCGGUCGUUCCUAGGCUUAGCUAACUACUAUAGGAAGUUCGUAAGGAACUUCUCUACUAUCGCCGCUCCCUUGCGCAGGUUGCUGAAGAAAGAGGCAAUCUGGCAAUGGGACAAAGACUGUACGUCUGCGCUCAAGAAGCUAAAGCGCGCGUUAAUAGAAUAUCCUGUCCUCAAAGUUGCAGAUCCGUCUUUGCCAUUUGUCGUCACCACGGACGCGAGUCAAUAUGGGAUAGGCGUCGUGUUGCAGCAAGACGACGGCAAUGGCUAUAGACUCGUAGAGUUCAUGUCCGCGAGGAUGCCCUGUGAGAAGGUCGCUACCUCCACGUACGAGAGAGAACUCUACGCUCUCAGGCAGGCUUUAGAACAUUGGAAGCACUAUCUGCUUGGGAGACACUUCAAAGUGUAUUCGGACCACGAAACGCUUAGAUGGUUAAAGACUCAGGCCAAGAUGACACCUAAGUUGACUAGGUGGGCCGCAGAGAUAGACCAAUUCGACUUUGAGCUCAAGCCAGUGAAGGGCAAGUACAACGUAGUUGCGGAUGCUCUGAUAAAGAAUGGUCCGGUUGGUGGGUAUUGGAAGCGGGUCAUGUGGUGGCAGAAGCGACAGGACCACAUGCUCGUUGUCUUCGACGACGACACGAUGAAGAAGUUGCCCCUUGACGAGGUCGAGGGUGGAGGUAGUGGCGGCAAUGAGUCAGGAAAGGGUAACGUCACAAUCGUGGUGGCCAACAAGGGUGGCACCAAUUAGUGGAGUAAGAAGAAGAGGCCACACUCCUUUCCCAAGCAUCCCGGUCUUGCAAUUGAUAGGCCUUGGGAAAAGUUGGGACUCACUCGAGAAGAGUGGCAAGACCGAAUGAAUAACAAACAAUGCC